CUACACAUCUGUUGUCGUGAGCGCGACAGUCUGCUGCUCCGUCGUCUAACUCGCUGCACUGUCAGGAUUUGUUCAGCUUGCGUAGUCCCAUAUUGGCAGCGUGCUUGUCCCUGUCCUCAGUUUGCCAUACACCUGGACGAUGAGCCACCAGUUUGCGACGCUCACCGCAGAGCAGAGGAAGGAGCUUCAUGAAAUCACGCUCCGCAUUGUGGCCCCGGGAAAAGGCAUUCUGGCAGCGGAUGAGUCUGUGGGCAGUAUGGGAAAGCGGCUGAACCAGAUAGGAGUGGAGAACACGGAGGAGAACCGUCGGCUCUACCGGCAGGUUCUCUUCACCGCUGACGAUCGCAUCAAUAGCUGCAUUGGCGGAGUCAUUUUCUUCCAUGAAACGCUGUACCAGAACUCCGACGACGGUGUUCCUUUUGUUAAACUGAUCAAAGACAAAGGGAUAACAGUCGGAAUCAAGGUUGACAAAGGAGUGGUUCCAUUGCCGGGCACUAAUGGCGAGACUACUACACAAGGGCUGGACGGUCUGUCUGAGCGAUGUGCUCAGUAUAAAAAGGACGGAGCAGAUUUCGCAAAGUGGCGCUGCGUGAUGAAGAUUAGCGACACCACCCCCUCUCAGCUGUGCAUUACAGAGAAUGCUAAUGUCCUCGCCCGCUAUGCUACCAUCUGCCAGCAGCAUGGGAUUGUACCUAUUGUGGAACCUGAAAUCCUGCCGGAUGGAGACCACGAUCUGAAACGCUGCCAGUUUGUUACAGAGAGGGUGCUCACAGCAGUGUACAGGUCCAUGUUUGAGCACCACGUGUAUCUGGAGGGCACGCUACUUAAACCCAACAUGGUGACCCCAGGACAUGGCUGCCUCACCAAAUACAGCGCUGAAGAGGUCGCCAUGGCGACUGUCACUGCCCUGCGUCGCACUGUCCCUCCUGCUGUCACAGGAGUGACAUUCCUCUCUGGCGGACAAAGUGAAGAAGAGGCGUCCAUGAACUUAAACGCCAUCAACAACUGCCCCCUGGGGAAGCCCUGGUCCCUCACCUUCUCCUUUGGUCGAGCACUGCAGGCGUCUGCCCUGAAGACCUGGCGUGGCCAGAGAGAGAACCAGACAGCUGCCACUGGGGAGUUCAUCAAACGCGCAGAGAUUAACAGCUUGGCAUCCCAGGGGAAGUACUGCGGGGAUGAGGAGAGUGCUGGAGCUACUGGACUCUCUCAUUACCUCUCCAGCUAUGCCUACUGACACGCCCCCAGAAUCCAGCACGGCCUCAGAGCCGAUACCACUGCCACAGUCUGUCACUGCCGUAGAUAUGAAAUAGAAAACAGGUAUAUAUCUGCUCCUUCGACCCGUACCUCCACCUCAGUUCAUCACGGACGGUUCAGAACAGGUUUCCAACGAAUCCCUUUAAAAUCGCCUGGAAUGAUUAUAGAGUUGUUAGCCAGUGAAACUGAAUAUUGUAAUGUUUUCCCUCCAGUGAUGAAUAGAUUAAUGGAUGAAUGAAUAAACAAACAAACAGACAGCAGCUUGAUGACCAACUUAAGAAAAAAUAUACAUUUGUAAUUUGUCCAUCCAAUGAUGGAAUUAAUAUCAUAUAGAUAACAAAUAAAAUUAAUGUGUUAUAAUAUGUGUUUUACAUACAAACUGUUUCUUAUUAGAAGUCUUUGGAAGAUUUAGGAGGAUCUAUCUUGUGUUUCUCUUGUGUGAUUCAUCCUUUAUCACUGCAGUGUUUUACGGAAACCUGUGACCUUUGACCUGAACAUAGCCUACUCACACUACGUUACAGUAGCUGGUAACUGUGUACUUUUGGUAAGUGUCGUUGGUGUUCAGAAUGGCGAAACGGAGCACUUAAUGUAAAACCUAUAACAUAAUAAAUUGUGAAAAUAAUGUGACUCCUUUACUCAACUUUUAUCAAA
Messenger RNA from Electrophorus electricus (electric eel), 1905 nucleotides. It is a transcript of the gene aldoca, whose product is annotated as aldolase C, fructose-bisphosphate, a. Lineage: Eukaryota; Metazoa; Chordata; Actinopteri; Gymnotiformes; Gymnotidae. Gene Ontology annotation, biological process: glycolytic process. Gene Ontology annotation, molecular function: fructose-bisphosphate aldolase activity. The record is from RefSeq and is a predicted model, not a curated record.